AUGAACUAUUUAGUGUUUAAUAAUAAUAAUUACUGUUAUAAAAAUAUAUUGAGAUCCUACAGAGUGAAGUCACAAUCGACGAGUAAUAACCUGUGGUCGCAGCAACAGUUGUCAGGCCCUGCGGCUGCCACGGCGAGUACUCGACCGAGCUCAAGUCACGCACCGAGAGCGGCGGAGGGUCUCGGAAAGCCGAACCGAGCGACGGCAGAGGUUUGUGGACAGGACGUGACGUGCGUGGACGUGUUCACGUUUCGUGCCGGCAGCGUCGGCGGCGGAGGGUCUCGGAAAACCAAAAAGAGCGACGGCAAAGGUUUGUGGGGACAGGACAUGACUUACGUGGACGUGUUCAAGUUUCGUACCGGCAGCGUCGGCGGCGGAGGGUCUCGGAAAGCCGAACCCAGGGACGGCAAAGGUUUGUGGGGACAGGACGUGACUUACGUGGACGUGUUCACGUUUCGUGCCGGCAGCGUCGGCGGCGGUCUCGGAAACCCGAAGCGAAGGGCGCCCGAACUUUCAGUAUCAAACGUAUAG
Molecule: messenger RNA, 531 nt
Organism: Macrosiphum euphorbiae (potato aphid)
Lineage: Eukaryota; Metazoa; Arthropoda; Insecta; Hemiptera; Aphididae
Source: the annotation of a GenBank genome assembly